Molecule: messenger RNA, 981 nt
Organism: Paramuricea clavata
Lineage: Eukaryota; Metazoa; Cnidaria; Anthozoa; Malacalcyonacea; Plexauridae
Source: the annotation of a GenBank genome assembly
AAUCGUAAAGCCGUUGGCAGCAAGUGGGUAUUUCGAGUUAAAACAGAUGCGGACGGAACAGUUGAAACACACAAGGCCCGGCUCGUAGCUCAAGGUUUCAGUCAAACAUUUGGUGACGACUAUGAUGAAACAUUUUCACCUGUAGCUAGGUUUGAAUCAGUUCGAACAGUUAUUGCGUUAGCUGCACAGCAUGGUUUAAAGCUUCAUCAAAUGGACGUCACAACAGCAUUUCUGAAUGGAGAUCUCAAAGAAGAAGUCUACAUGAAACAACCGGAAGGUUUCAUUGAGAAGGGAAAAGAACAGCUGGUCUGCAGGUUACGUCGAAGUAUAUAUGACCUUAAACAGUCUCCAUGUUGUUGGAACUCUGUUCUCGACAGAAAAUUGAAGAAUAUGGGCUUUGUACAAACCACCGAUGAUCCAUGUAUCUAUAUAAAGGAAGAAGGUGGAGAGAUAUUCAUUAUUGCUAUGUAUGUUGAUGAUAUUCUCCUGGCCGGAAAGAAUGGUCAGAAAAUCAAUGAAGUGAAGCAAGCACUCGCUGAGCAAUUUCAAAUGAAAGAUAUGGGUCAACUACACUACUUCCUGGGUGUGAAAGUUAUCCAGAAACCAGAUUCAAAAGAAAUUUGGAUUGGCCAAGAAGCGUACACGAAGAGUGUGUUGGAAAGAUUUGGCAUGGAAAGUUCGAAACCAGCACGCACACCUGUUAACCCUGGGACAAAACUGAAGAAGGCAGCAGACGAAAGUCAACGAGUGGACCAAGUUAACUACCAGUGUGCCGUUGGACAUCUACUUUAUCUGUCCUGGAGCUGGGCUGGAGAUCUUGAUGACAGAAAAUCAACUUCGGGAUAUGUCUUCCAGAUAAGCAACGCAGCUAUCAGUUGGCGAAGCAAAAAACAGUCAUGUGUGGCUCUCUCGAAUGCUGAACCAGAAUACAUGGCAUUGCAAGUGCAACCCAAGAAGCAGUUUGGCUACAACAACUUCUAA